Molecule: messenger RNA, 1971 nt
Organism: Erythranthe guttata (spotted monkey flower)
Lineage: Eukaryota; Viridiplantae; Streptophyta; Magnoliopsida; Lamiales; Phrymaceae
Source: RefSeq, a predicted model, not a curated record
AUGACGGCGGAUGAAUUGCAAGCCAUGAUGGACGAGACCGCGGCCAAGGCAGCAGCUUGGGCAGCAGCGGACGCAGUAGCUCAAUACAUCAGUGCUCAGGGCCAUAGUGAUUUCGAAGAGUCGAUUCUGUCAGAAAGCGAUCCUACGGAUCCCGCUCACGUCCAUGUGACCCCGCCCAUCGUAGAGCUCCACGACUCUGAGGAAAGGGUGUCGCUCAACGAUCGAAGCCUUUCUUCAGAACGGGCUCCCCGAAGAUAUGCUCAGCCCCAGUCGUAUCAGCAUAGCUCAGCCUCGGACCAGGCCCCUCGAAGAGAAGCACGUGGUCGAUCACCACGCCCCCUAAGGCAACGGGCUCCCUCAAGGGAGAGAGCGACGCGAGACCGCCGAGAGAGAAGUGGAUCUUCUCGGCCGGGUGUUCCACGCCAUGAGCCUCGAUACGAUAGACAUCGAGGACGUUCCUUUUGCCGAGGCAACUCCCCUCAAGACGAGCAUGGUAGUAGGUACUCUCAACCUGAAGAGACGAGAAGAUGUCGCGAGAAUUUUAACGAUCGUAAUUCAAGAAGUCCACGACGAGAAACUUCGAGAUCAACAACCGCUCGCUUUGGAACGCUCCCCGCCCGAAUAAGCCCCUUUAUUCCGGCCAUUAUGGAGGAAGUUUUACCGCUCGGAUUUAGGAUCCCCAAUCUGCCCAAAUUCGAUGGAACCGGAGAUCCCCAGAAUCACCUUAACAAUUUAUUCGCUAAGAUCGACCUUUACGGCCUCAGCGACACCGCCUACUGCAAAAUUUUCCAAACUACCUUAACUGAUCAAGCAGAAACUUGGUUCAACGGUCUGCCUGGAGGAUCCUUGGAUGGUCUAGGCCAACUAUCGGAACGUUUCCUUAGCCAAUAUUCCAUCAACAAGAGAUACGCCAAAACCGGAUCGUACCUCUUCAAAGUCAAACAGCGCGAAGGAGAACCGUUAAGGGAUUAUGUACAACGGUUCGUCAAAGUUGUGCACGAGGUGCCCAAUGUUAACCACAACCUGCUAGCCGAUAUACUGCAACAUAAUUUGAAGCAUGUUCUCUUCCAAGAAUCCAUCGCAGGCCGACCCCCGCAAACUCUGGAGGAACUUAUGAACCGCGCGGAGAAAUUUAUCCGGAUAGAGGAGCCUGUAGAGAUGGGGCUCCCCGUGAAGAGGAGGCGCGAAGAAGAGCGCCAUGAUACAAAAAGGAAAGAAGAAGGACGCUCGAACCACGCCCCUACCUAUCCAAAGUUCACUCCCUUAAAAGCAAAACUCAUGGAAGUAUGGAUGGUAGCGGAGCAGAAAGGUUUAGUCCGACCCCCGAGACAGAUGAAAGAAAAUUCGAAAAGGCAAAAAUCGGAAAAGUACUGCGAGUACCAUCGAGAUCAGGGCCACACUACCGACGAAUGCUUUCAACUUAAGCAGGAAAUCAAGAGACUCGUCAAGAAAGGACAUCUGGGAGAAUUCGUGGAUACCCCGCGACACCAGGAAUUAAAAAAUAAACCCCACUUCCAGCAGAAAGGAGAACAUCCCAAUCCUCGGAAAGAUCGGGAGGAUGACAAUCUUCCGACUCAAGGAAUAAUUGCAGUCAUUUCCAGAGGACCGUCGAGUGGUGACACCCCCAGCGCACGACGCGCGUCAAUGCGGGUUGCAGGAGGCUCGUACUGUACAACAGAACGUCCGGCAGGACAUGUUUACCAUGUUCACCACCCAAACCCAGAGAUUACAUUUAGCAACGACGAUCUCGAGGGACCACGUGGUGAACACAACGAUGCGUUGGUCAUUUCUGCAUCAAUUUCUAAUUACUUAGUGAAGAAGAGUUUGGUAGACGGCGGUAGCUCGGCUGAUAUUAUAUAUUACGGCGCUUUCGAAAAGCUAGGGAUAGCCAAUGUGAAACUCGCACCCGUGAAAACACCCCUAUGGGUUUUGCAAGACACGCCGUCGAAGCUUUGGGAGAAAUUUCCCUAG